UGGGGCGGGGAGGCGGCCGCAGCGUAGUUGUUUUGCCCGGGGUAAGUUGACCGAUCCCCAUCGGAGACUUCACUCGGAGGGGCAGCGCUUGGCUCCCGGCUCCUGCCGCCCCAGCCCCCUUGGGGGGAGCGCCUGUUUUUGCUCCCCCCCGUUUCCCGCGGGUUGUUGUUGUUUUUUUUUUUUUUAUUAUUACUGUUAUUAUGGGGUCUUUGGAGAAGCAGAUCUUCCGCUCCGGCGUUGCUCUUCAUCGUUGUUCAGCGCUCUGCGGAGAGCUAUAAUAUUUCUUUCUCGAGAUGCUGCAGUGAAUUUUAGUCCCAGAAAAUCAAGCGAACAAAAUAAUCCGAAUAACCCGAACCAUUUGUUACCGUGCGAGAGCGAACGCUGCACAGAUGAUGGCAAAAAAUUCCGUGGAAGGGUCUAAGGAAGACCUGAGCAAAAUUUCGGAAGAGGAGAUGCUGAGGUGGAGCAAGGAAGAACUGGUGAAAAGACUGAGGAAAGUGGAGAAUGAAAAGAUGAACUUAAUGGUGGAACACGGCAACUUGAUGAAGGACGUGAACCGGAGGCUGCAGCUCCACCUGCACGAGAUCCGCGGGCUGAAGGAGGUGAACCAGAAGUUGCAGGACGACAACCAGGAGCUGAGGGAGCUCUGCUGUUUCUUAGACGACGACCGGCAGAAAGGCAAGAAGCUGUCGAGGGAAUGGCAGCGCUUCGGGAGGCACACGGCCAGCGUGAUGUGGAAGGAGGUGGGCAUGUACCAGCAGAAGCUGAAGGACCUGGAGGCCAGGCAGGAGACCCUCCUGCGGGAGAACGUGGAGCUGAAGGAGAUGGUGCUCAUGCUGGACGAGGAGCGGAGCGGGCCCGGCUCGCGAAGCUCCAUCGACAGCCAGGCCAGCCUGACCAACCUCAACGGCGGCUCGGCCACCAGGGACGUGGGGGACGGGAGCAGCACCUCCAGCACGGGCAGCGCCGGCAGCCCCGACCACCAUCACCACCACCUCCACCACCACAAGGUCGGCGAUAGCAAGGCCGGGGCCAUGCGGAGGUCUAUGGAUGACCUGUCCGCGCCUCUCCACCACCGGAGCAUCCCCAACGGCCUCAACGAUUCGUCUUCCAACUAUAUCAGGCAACUUGAAACAAAAGUGAAACUGCUGGAGGAUGACAACAAGCUGCUUUCCCAGCAGUCCAGCACAGGUGACCUGAGGACUCUGAGGAAGGGGUUGUCUCCGUACCACUCUGAGUCACAGCUGUCAUCACUGCCGCAGUAUCAAGAUGCCCUGCAAAAUGGACCAGCUCGCAUGGCAUCUGAUCUUGCAUCUUCUCCUGCAGCAGGAUACAUGCCUGUUGGUCAGAAGCCAGAGGCUGUUGUGCACGCUAUGAAGGUCCUUGAGGUCCAUGAAAAUUUGGACAGGCAAAUGCAAGACAACUAUGAAGAAGACCUGAGUGAAAAGGAGAAGGCGAUCGUCCGUGAAAUGUGCAAUGUUGUCUGGCGAAAGCUGGGUGAUGCUGCGAGCUCCAAACCCUCAAUCAGGCAACAUCUGUCAGGAAACCAGUUCAAGGGUCCCUUGUAGGAGCGGCAUCCCGGAGACUGGAAGUGAUUGAUUGAUUCUGUGAAGACUGAAGAGGCAGAGCUCAGCGUUUCUGGCUGCCUGUUCUUUGGGAGUUGGGGUUGAGUUUUUUAUGGGUUUUCUUUUUUUCUUCCCCCCCCCCCCCCCCCCCCCCCAGCUUUUUUUUUUUUUUUUGUAACAAUAGUGUAAAUAUGGCAGCUAAAGUCCUGAUUUCCAGGCUGUGGUGCUCUGGAACUACUGUUCGAUGGGUAACCAUCCAGUAAUGCCAGACUUGCAUCAUUUGUAUUGUAGUUCAAACCUGCUUCAUUGUAAUGGUCUGUUUGUAGAAUUAACUAACUCAAGAGAAUUUCUAUGAGGAACAAGAACCCUUAAACUGCAGAGAAGUCACAGUUUGUAUCACUCCUGUCCACCCGCUUGUCAGUGAUUCAUAGUGGCUCCAGGCAGCACCUUCCAAGGAAAAUGCAACUUGAAUUUGUUGGCUUACUGCCUGCCAAGCUCUUGAGCUGCUAACACUUGCUUUUGGAGGUCCUCAUUCAGAAGAAUGACAUGCAACUGUUUUCACAAAGCGCUGUGGAAAAUACUGAGUGGUGAGCUAAAAACGCCAGCACCAUUCUGCAUUGUAUGGUGGUACACACCACACAAGCCUGCAGAAAGGCAUGAGACUCCGUAUCAUCUGUUAAUUUUUUCCUUAAAAAUGACACGAGAUAUCUGCAGUCACAAUGUGAAUGAAGUCACUUAGCCACACACCAAUAUUCCCUACAAACAUGGCAGCACUUUCCCUGUAAAUCUUCUACUACAGAGUAAUUCAUCAGAAACUGCCAUCCUCACAGUGCUUGUGGUGUUCACAGGAUCUUCAAGAGCAGCAAACCUUUCACAUAAAGAAGAUUCGGGUGAUUUUUUUAAUGUCUUGCUGGAUCCCUCACCUGUACUGGUUCCUGUGUAAGGUGGCUGAACAACAACCUUGUGAAGCUGAAUAAAAAUGCCAUAAACACAG
Pezoporus flaviventris is the source of this 2559-nucleotide messenger RNA. RefSeq names its product coiled-coil domain containing 85C (gene CCDC85C). Bases 390 to 1568 code for a protein of 392 amino acids. NCBI's taxonomy places the organism in Eukaryota, Metazoa, Chordata, Aves, Psittaciformes, Psittacidae. Gene Ontology annotation, cellular component: apical junction complex. The record is from RefSeq and is a predicted model, not a curated record. The transcript is spliced from 6 exons.